This is a messenger RNA of Talaromyces atroroseus, 1155 nucleotides long. RefSeq names its product Norsolorinic acid reductase B. The coding region runs from base 1 to 1155 and encodes 384 amino acids. The transcript has a single exon. Lineage: Eukaryota; Fungi; Ascomycota; Eurotiomycetes; Eurotiales; Trichocomaceae. The record is from RefSeq and is a predicted model, not a curated record.
AUGGUUUUCAACAGCUCCUCUCCGUUGUUUCGGCAUCGCCAGCUCGCACCUGCUGCCUCAGUCCGCGCCUCCCCAUUAUGUCUGGGCACAAUGACAUUUGGCAGCGUUCAACAGUCCCGCUACGGAGAAUGCUCACGAGAAGACUCUUUGGAAAUGCUGGAUUACUUCGUCUCGCAAGGCGGAAACUUCAUCGACACAGCAAGCGGAUACCAGCACGGCCAGUCCGAGAUACUGCUCGGCGAGUGGAUGACCGCCCGCCAGAAUCGCGACCAGCUUGUCCUUGCGACAAAGUACACGACACCUUACAUGACGCACCAUGAAGACAAGAUCCAGUCCAACUACGGCGGAAAUGGCGCCAAGUCUAUGAGAGUCAGCCUAGAACAAUCUCUGCAGAAGCUGCAGACAAGCUACAUUGACCUGUUCUACGUUCAUUGGUGGGACUAUUCAACAUCCAUUCCAGAGUUGAUGCAUGGCCUUGAUGACCUGGUCAAAUCAGGAAAGGUCAUCUACCUUGGUAUCUCCGAUACCCCCGCGUGGAUUGUCGCCAAGGCAAAUCAGUAUGCCCGUGAUCACGGGCUGCGCCAGUUUUCUGUGUACCAGGGCAUGUGGAACGCAGCACUACGCGAUUUCGAGCGCGACAUCAUUCCCAUGUGUCGAGACGAAGGAAUGGCUCUGUGCCCGUAUGGCGUUCUGAACCAGGGACGUUUCCAGACGAAAGCCGGGUUCAAGGAGCGCGAAAGGCACAACCCGGGCCGCAAUUUCGUCCCUCUUUCUGAGCACGACAAACAAGUUUCACGCGUGCUGGAAGGCAUUGCGAAUAAUAAAGGAGUUGGGCUUCUGGAUAUUGCUCUGGCAUAUGUGAUGCAGAAGGUGCCAUAUGUCUUUCCCAUCGUUGGUGGGAGAAAGGUUGAGCAUCUCAAAGGCAGUAUUGAGGCGCUGAGAGUGACCUUGACUGCAGAUGAGGUUGCCCAAGUUGAGCAGGCAUACCCCUUUGAUUAUGGGUUCCCCAAUACAUUCCUUAGUGGCUCGUUAUUUGAGACCGGGCCUUCAUCGAUGGCGAAUGGCCCUGGAGAUGUGUGGUUGACGAAGCAAUUAGGCACUUUCGACUGGGUAUCCGCACCUGGUCCGAUUAAAUCAUUCAACGAGCAAAGUUGA